This is a messenger RNA of Dothidotthia symphoricarpi CBS 119687, 1413 nucleotides long. Its product is annotated as FAD binding domain-containing protein. Gene Ontology annotation, molecular function: oxidoreductase activity; FAD binding. The transcript has 4 exons. The annotation marks the transcript as partial. The record is from RefSeq and is a predicted model, not a curated record. Lineage: Eukaryota; Fungi; Ascomycota; Dothideomycetes; Pleosporales; Dothidotthiaceae.
AUGCGUAUCCUAUUAUCCGUGCAGUUAUUGAUCGCCGCGAUCUCUGCCAUUGCCUUAAAGGCACCCGUGGUUGCAGAGGAUUUGAAAGCGCUGGUAUCGACGUCGACGUCGGUCUCGGUCGAACUACGAGCAAGAUGGAGUGACUACGAGGCACCCGAGCUAGGAGUUGUCGUAAACGUGACGACAGAGAGAGAUGUCGCCACUGUGGUCAAAUACUGCAAAAAGCUUGGCCUUCCGUUCUUCGCACAGAACGGCGGUAUUGCAUGGAAAACUUUCAACCCAAGCAAAGACGGCGUCCUGAUUAAUCUGGCUGGUCUCAAUCGAGUCACUUUCAGCAAAGAUAGGAAACAAGCAACUAUCGGUGGUGGAGCGCUCGUUAGCGACACUAUCAAAGCGGCGAAUGCGGCAGGUGCACUGGUUUUAACUGGCAACUGUGAUUGCGUUGGUGCUCUUGGAGCUAUGUUGGGUGGUGGGUACGCAGGAAACCUCAUAGGCGAAGUUGGAUUCGGAGUCGACAACAUCAUUUCCAUGCGUGUGGUAAUUGCUUCUGGAGAGGUGAUAACAGUGUCAAAAGAGUCCCACCCCGAUCUUUUCUGGGCACUUCGUGGCGCUGGACCUAAUUUUGGCAUUGUGAUUUCCGCGACAGUCCACGCCUUACCCGCCUCCCCUUCGGAUCGUACCGCCUGGAUCAAUAACUUGUUCUUCUCACCGGACAAGCUGCCUCAGGUUGCGCAAGCAAUCCAGGAUCUCCCACUGACGCCCGAACAGAGGGUUUACUUGGUCUUGACUAGUUCUGGAGCACCAGCAAACACGCCUUCCGUUCUUGUCACAGGUUUGCUGCGCAAGGGAACCGAAGAGACCGGUCGCGCUGCUUUUGCUUCUCUAUAUGCACUUGGUCCUGAGUCAAAUACAAGUAGCGUGGACAGUUAUGAGACAUGGAACGCGGCCAAUACUGGCUUUUGUGUCCGCGGAGACCGCAAGCCAGCCUACAGUACGACUAUCAAUCAUAUGCAACCCGACACAUGGCCUGAGAUCUGGAAGUUGUAUACCGAGUUUCAGAGCAAAGGGCCGAACUCCGCCGUACUGAUUGAACGCUACAACUUGACGAAAGCAGCAUCGGUACCAUCGGGAUCGGCGGCUUUCAAUCAGGCUCUACGUCAUGAAGCCUUUGCACAGGCCAUUGUGAUACCUUGGUACACGGACGCGGCGUUGGAUAGUGAAGCUUUAGCUUUUGGCCAGAAGGUUAGGGAUAUUUGGAGCUUUUCCGAGACUGCGAAGAUGAACCCCACAUAUGCCAACUUUGCCCACGGCGAUGAAUCCCUGGAGGCUAUAUAUGGAUCGAGUCUUGCGCGAUUGAGAACGCUUAAGAAGAAGUGGGAUCCUUCUGGAGCGUUCAACCAAUGGUUUGAGAUC